This is a messenger RNA of Drosophila novamexicana, 1317 nucleotides long. Its product is annotated as protein CLP1 homolog. NCBI's taxonomy places the organism in Eukaryota, Metazoa, Arthropoda, Insecta, Diptera, Drosophilidae. Gene Ontology annotation, cellular component: nucleus; mRNA cleavage factor complex. The record is from RefSeq and is a predicted model, not a curated record. Gene Ontology annotation, molecular function: polynucleotide 5'-hydroxyl-kinase activity. Gene Ontology annotation, biological process: tRNA splicing, via endonucleolytic cleavage and ligation.
GAGUAUUGUUCGGUUCAGAGAUAUGUCCGAAGAUAAUUCUCAUAGCAGGGAAUAUGUCUUGGAAGCAGACUCCGAGCUACGUUUUGAAAUCGAGCAAAAAGAUGCCAAGGUUCUUGUUACGCUCGUCACAGGUUUUGCAGAGCUUUUUGGCACCGAACUGGUGAAAAAAAAGAAAUAUGAGUUCGGUGUUGGCGCCAAAGUGGCUAUAUUUACCUACCAAGGCUGCGUGCUGCACGUGUCAGGCAAAAUGGAUGUGUGCUAUAUCUCAAAAGAGACACCAAUGGUACAAUAUAUAAACUGCCAUGCAGCAUUGGAGCAGUUUCGCAUCGAAGCCGAAGAACGGGACAAGCGCGGCCCUGUUGUAUUGAUCGUAGGGCCUAUGGACGUUGGAAAGAGCACACUGUGCCGCAUUCUGUUAAACUAUGCAGUACGCGUAGGCAGGCGACCACUUUACGCAGAUCUUGAUGUGGGCCAAGGUGCCAUCUCCAUUUCCGGCAAUGUUGCCACUAUCCUUAUUGAACGACCAGCCAGCGUUGAGGAAGGAUUUACAAAGACAGCGCCACUAGUUUAUCAUUUUGGUCACAAGUCCCCUGGUGCUAAUAACGUGCUUUACAAUGCUGUCGUCUCGAAAAUGGCUGAAGUAACACUGCAGAGUCUGGAUGCCAAUAAACGAACCAAAAGCUCUGGGAUCAUUGUCAACACAUGUGGAUGGGUGAAGGGCUCUGGCUAUGCACAUUUGUUGCAUGCAGCACGAGCUUAUCGCGCUCGCGCCGUAUUCGUAUUGGAUCAGGAGCGUUUGUAUAAUGAUUUACUGCGCGAUGUGCCUUCAAACGUCCAUGUUGUCCUCUUGCCAAAAAGUGGCGGCGUAGUGGAACGCAGUAAAGAAUUGCGCCACGAAUCCCGCGAGCAGCGUGUCAAGGAAUAUUUUUAUGGUAAUACACGUACACCUUUCUAUCCCUUUUCGUUCGAGGUCAAAUUUCAGGACCUACGGCUGUACAAAAUUGGCGCACCACCAUUACCCGAUUCAUGUAUGCCAAUUGGUAUGAAAGCGGAAGACAACAAAAAGAAAGUUGUACCGGUUACACCCACUCCGUCGCUGCUACAUCACAUUCUUACGCUCACUUUUGCGUCUACGGACGAUGAUGUUAUUGGCACUAAUGUUGCAGGCUUCUGUUGUGUCACCGAGGUGGACAUGGAUCGACAAUCUGUUAUGCUGUUAUCGCCACAGCCACGGCCGUUGCCUCCAAAUGCAUUGCUUUUGUGGUCAGAGAUACAGUUUAUGGAUAAUCAUGCCUAAUAUUCACCUUGACAAGAUUA